Phytophthora sojae is the source of this 1259-nucleotide messenger RNA. RefSeq lists its product as hypothetical. The record is from RefSeq and is a predicted model, not a curated record. Bases 1 to 1140 code for a protein of 379 amino acids. The transcript is spliced from 2 exons. Lineage: Eukaryota; Oomycota; Peronosporomycetes; Peronosporales; Peronosporaceae. Gene Ontology annotation, molecular function: phosphoprotein phosphatase activity.
AUGAUGCUGAGGCCGGUGCUGCGCAACGCUCAGCGCGGCGCGGCUCUGGGCACGACGCGGCGCUUGAUGCUGCAGGCGGAGGCGUCCUCCGUCCUGGCCAAGGUGGGGCGCGACAUCCCCCUCAAGGUGGUGCCCCGCGCCGAGCGGCGGGCGGCGCGCAAGGCCGCCAAGCACUCGGCCGACGCCGCCGAGCACAAGGUGGUGCGCACGUCGUCGCUGCCCGCGCGCAUCUCGUUCGCGCUGCUGGCCGGCAGCAUCUCGGGCUCCAUCCUGUGGCACUUUGUGCUGGACGACGGCAUCAAGACGCGCAUCACGGAGACGCUGGGCGCCACGGUGCUGGGCGACGUGUACGCGUUCCUGGCCAAGAAGGUGGAGGAGACGGUCAAGCCAUUCACAGACCCGUCCAGGCAGAAGCUGCUGCCCGACUGGCCCAUCCCGCAGGUGCCGGCGGACACGCCGCCCGUGCCCGUGCUGGUGCUGGACCUCGAGGACACGCUCGUGCACUCCGAGAGUCUGAUGGUGUAUCGCUUUAUUAUUUUGCAGAGGAAGCACGGCUGGCGCCACGCCAAGCGACCGGGCGUGGACGAGUUCCUCGAGACGCUGUGCCAGUACUACGAGAUUGUCAUCUUCUCGCAGAACUACGGCGCCGAGGAGAUCGUGCAGAAGCUGGACCCCAAGCAGUGCGCACUGCACGUGCUCUCGCGUGAUGCCACGCGGUACCUGAACGGCGCCCACGUGAAGGACCUGUCCAACCUGAACCGCGACCUGCGGCAGGUGGUGAUCCUGGACGACGACCCGGCGGCGUACCAGCUUCAGCCGGAAAACGCCAUUCCGGUCAAGCCCUUCACAAACGGACGGGAUCGCGACGACCACGAACUGAAGGACCUGAUCCCGUUCCUCAAGGCUUUGGCUUCAGAGCGCGUGCCGGACUUCCGCCAGGUGAUCGGCGAGUUCCGCGAUGAUGACGGUGUGGUUCGUGAUCUGGCCACCAAGUACGGGGCCCGCGUGCACCAACUGGAGAUGGAGAAGGAGCAGAAGAAGAAGAAGGGCUUCGGCGGCUUCGUUCGUGGCCGGAUGUCCCACCACCCCGCGCCGCCGAACGGAGGUGUUGCUGCUAGCGGUUUUGGAGGUGGCCAUUGAGCUCUUAAUUGCGUCUGGGAAACUGAGCAGUGGGUGAUUUUCGUUGGGACUCGGACGCUGGCUGCUGUAGUUGAAGUCGUGGACUCCCCACGAAUUCGCUGCACUCCAAUCUGUUAUCU